Molecule: messenger RNA, 564 nt
Organism: Lactuca saligna
Lineage: Eukaryota; Viridiplantae; Streptophyta; Magnoliopsida; Asterales; Asteraceae
Source: the annotation of a GenBank genome assembly
AUGAAUCCAAGCAUCAAUAUUGUUCUGGUGCAUCUCAAUUAUUGUACAUGGAACUCAAGUUUGAAGUCUAUUUGGAAUUUAAAGCCAAGAUUCCAAAAUUGGAGAGGCAUUUUGACAUUCCCUUCUACUGGGGAAUCAUCACCUGAUGUUGCCACUAAUGCUGGUAGUAUAGAUUGGUUAGGUCAUGGUCAAGGGCAGGGGUCAAAAGUAGGUUCCCUAUCUCGAAUUGGUUCACAGCCCAUGUGGAUUUCAUUGAGUGCAAGUGUUUGUGGUUCAGUUCUUGGCUCAUCUCAUCCUUCAUGUAGACCAUGGGAAAGGGGUGAUCUUUUAAGGAGAUUGUCCACAUUUCAGCCUACAAAUUGGUUUGGAAAGCCUAAGUUUUGUGCUACUAGUUUUCUUUCCUAUGCAAGAAGAGGUUGGGUGAAUGUGGAUAUUGAUAAGAUUGAAUGUGAGUCUUGUGGUGCCACCUUGAAAUACGUUGCACCAGAUUCAUGGACUCCUACAGAAUGUGAUAUUUGCUAUAAUUUGGCUUACAUGUAUUAUAUUUUUGUUUCUAGGACUUGA